Messenger RNA from Funneliformis geosporum, 498 nucleotides. NCBI's taxonomy places the organism in Eukaryota, Fungi, Glomeromycota, Glomeromycetes, Glomerales, Glomeraceae. The record is from the annotation of a GenBank genome assembly.
AUGACUACAGGGAAAGUACCAUUGGAGACAAUUAAUCUAGAUGAAACCACAACAGUAAAAUUUGAAAUUUGGGAUACGGCAGGUCAGGAACGUUAUAAGAGUUUGGCACCAAUGUAUUACAGAAAUGCAAAUUGUGCAGUAGUUGUAUAUGAUAUAACUCAAGCUUCAUCUCUGGAUAAAGCUAAAUCGUGGGUAAAAGAAUUGCAAAGACAAGCUGAUCCGAAUAUCGUAAUUGCACUUGCUGGAAAUAAAAGCGAUCUGAGUGCUCGUCGGGCAAUCGAUUCUGAGGAGGCUCAGACCUAUGCUUCAGAAGCUGGUCUUUUAUUUUUUGAGACAUCCGCAAAGACAGCCUUUAAUGUCAAUGAAUUAUUUACAUCAAUAGCGAGGCAAAUGCCACUUGAGCAAUUAGCUGCUAAUUCACGUGGACGAUCAAGCGGCUCGAAGCAAAAAGGAGUUGAUUUGACAAACCCAACACCAGCUAGUAAUUGCUCAUGUUAA